This is a messenger RNA of Acanthoscelides obtectus, 299 nucleotides long. Lineage: Eukaryota; Metazoa; Arthropoda; Insecta; Coleoptera; Chrysomelidae. The record is from the annotation of a GenBank genome assembly.
GGUAGGUAGUUUUAAAUGACUAUUGUUUUUCGAAGAAUAAUACAUGCGCUCGAACCAAUUUUCGAAGCACUUAUUCCACUCGUUUGCUGGCAGAUCCAAAACGGCAUUUUUGAAUGCGUCAACUGCUUCUUCUGGUGACUCGAACCUUUGACCACGCAGUCUGUUUUUAAUUUUCGGGAAAGUAAAGAAAUCGUUAGGACUUCGAUCGGGACUAUAUGGAGGAUGGUCCAAUAAUUCCACAUUUUCUUCUGUUAAAUACUGCCUUGUUUUUUGAGGCUUUUGACACAAAUGUCGCGACC